AUGUCCGAGAAGACGGGCGAUGGUAUCGAGCCCGUCGCCCGGAGCAGCAGCAGCAUUGAGAACGGCAAGGUAGCAGCACAGGAUGACUCGUUUGAGGUUUUCAAGAAGCAGGAAGGCCAGGUCGACUUUCGUACCGUGGGCUGGAUCCAUGCUUCCGUCAUCUUUCUGAAGGUCAUCUUCGCGACCGGAGUCCUCACCAUCCCGUCGUCCAUGUACGUGCUCGGCGCGCUGCCGGGAGCCAUCAACGUGCUGGGGUGGCAGUUCCUCAACACGUACUGCGCCAUCAUCCAGGGCGACUUCCGCAACAACCACGCCGGGUGCCACUCGAUCGCGGACAUGGCGCACGUCGUGGGGGGCGCCUGGCUGCGCGAGGUCGUGGGCGUCUUCUUCCUGGUGACUUUCGCGAUAGUCGGGGCGUCGGGCAUCGUGGGGGCGUCGACGGCGCUCAACGCGCUGAGCAGCCACGGCAUGUGCACCAACAGCUUCAUGCUGAUCUGCACGGUGGCCGUGUUCUUGCUGGCUUCGCUGCGCAAGUUUGAAAAGAUUGCGUGGCUGACGUGGGCGGGCUUCGCGUCCGUCUUUGUGGCCGUCUUCAUCGUCGUCGUGGGCGUCACGCAGCGUGACCGCCCCGCCGCGGCGCCGCAGACAGGCGACUAUGACUUUGGCUACCACGUCAUUGGCAACCCGACCUUUGUCGCCGGCAUGACGUCGGUCGCGUCCAUCUUCUGCUCCGGCGCCGGCACCUCGGCGUUCCUCCCCGUCAUCUCCGAGAUGCGCAGGCCCCGCGACUACAAAAAGUCCGUCUACCUGUGCAUGGGCAUCGUCACGGCCUCCUACCUCGCCUUCAGCCUCGUCGUCUACCGCUACUGCGGCAAGUGGGUGGCCUCGCCCUCGCUCGGCAGCGCGGGGGACACCAUCAAGAAGGUCGCCUACGGCGUCGGCCUCGCGGGCCUGCUCGUCUCGGCCUGCCUCUACAUCCACGUCGCGGCCAAGUACAUCUUUGUCCGCCUCCUGCGCGACUCGAGGCACCUCCAGGCAAACUCGCUCGUCCACUGGGCCGUCUGGCUGGCCUGCACCCUCAGCAUGUCCUUCGUCGGCUUCCUCAUCGGCUCGGGGAUCACCAUCUUCAACUACCUGCUCGCCCUCGCCGGCAGCCUUACCUUUGCGCCCCUCGCGCUCGGCCUGCCGGGUUACCUGUGGAUCUACGACCACAGGGAGUACCGCAACGGCAAGCCCUGGCAGGUGCUGGUCUACUACCUCAACUGGGCCAUGAUUGGGCUCGCCGUGUUCCUCACCAUCGGCGGUACGUACGGUGUCGUGCAGAACAUUAUCGACGCGUACGCCAGGGGGGAGAUCGACCAGGCCUUCUCGUGUGCGGACAACAGCAACUCUUCUUGAGAGUGCUUGGCAGGAGGACAUAUACGUACUUAGAGACUGUUUGUCACUUGUCGGAGUCACAGCGUUCACGAGCACCAUAGAAUCAAUUCCC
Molecule: messenger RNA, 1489 nt
Organism: Microdochium trichocladiopsis
Lineage: Eukaryota; Fungi; Ascomycota; Sordariomycetes; Xylariales; Microdochiaceae
Product: transmembrane amino acid transporter
Exons: 2
Coding region: 1-1398 (465 amino acids)
Biological process (GO): amino acid transmembrane transport
Cellular component (GO): vacuolar membrane
Molecular function (GO): amino acid transmembrane transporter activity
Source: RefSeq, a predicted model, not a curated record